GGAGUUAUUAAUAGCGAUGCGAUACGCGAGAAGCGCGAGCUGGCUGCUCGGACGGGCGUCGACGAAAUCGGAUACGCGGUCGGUUCACGUAUCUUGCGCGCGAGUUUGCCGCCGUCGUCGCCGCCGCCGCCAACGCCGACGCUGCGCAACAGACAUCUCCGAUUGCCGGGUGUCCGCUUCGCCUUUCCAGCUUCCGAUUGCACCGAUGCCAGUGUUAAAUAUUAUAUUAAAUUCAACAACAACUUACAAAAUUCAAUCACGUCAAUUUCCAAAUCACUCCAGCGUCAGAUUUACGCAUCAUUUUCAUAAGAAAUUUUUAUUUAUUCAACUACAUGUGAACAUGUAUCAAUUACUUUUGAUUUUCUCGUUUAUACGCGGAUACCUUAUCCGAGAUAGUAUCGCGCGACGUAUCCGAUAUCACAAAUGAAACGAGAUGCUCACUUUACACACAGCGCAGCGCGCACACCACGAAUUAUUUUACAUAAAGUCAAAACGUUCGCAAUUUUUUGACGUGAUAACGUCUUUAAAAUCGUUUUACGGGUGACCGGUUCAGAAACUGUCGCGAGGCCUCACGAGGCCGAUCGCAGGUAUACCCCCCUCUCGUUAUAACCUUAGGCUCCCCGCACACUACAAACUUUUUAUCGGCCGAUUUUUUGAUCGGGUUGGGCUGUGAGCGCGCACACUACGCCAACUAAACAGUUGGGUUUGUGGUGAGUGCGCACACUAGACAACAGUCGGCCGACUGCACCAAUACUCUGAGCGAACUAAAUUGAUCAAGUCGGCCGACUAAACAAUCGGUAGGUGUGCGCGCUUGCGACGAGCUCCAUACUGAUAUCGCAGUCGGCCGAUAGUUGGCCUGGUUGGCCGAUAGUUUAGUUUGAACGCAGUUGGGUAGCCCAUCAAACUUGUUUAUCGGCCGAUACAAAAUCGUUGUAGUAUGCGGACUUGCAUACAUCUUCAUACUGAUUAUAAGCCCGACCAAACUAUCGGCCGAUAAAAAGUUUGUAGUGUGCGGGGAGCCUUAGUUUUCGUUGAAUGUUUAACAGUAAAACAAAAUGUGAAGUGCAAGUGAAGUGUUACAACAAUUGCAACAAACAAAACUUAUAUCACCAAUAAGACGUUAUCACGUAAACAACUCGAUCGAAUACGCCGAAACAGCCAUGAACGAGCUGCUCGGAUGGUAUGGCUACUCAAACAACAAUAACAAGCUCAUCAAUAAAAUGCUGCAGAUGAAUUCCAAGACCGAUGAGCAUGAUAAGACUGAUAAGCCACAACAGGUGGAAAUGCGGCGAUCUUCCGGUAAUAGUUCCGAGACAGACUCACCGAAAUCUGCUGAAAUGUGUGGAUGGUGUGGCAAGACUGUCGAGGACCCACCGGGCCUCUCAUCGAACGAUGCUGUCUUCUGUUCGGAGCUGUGCUUCUCGCAAUCACGCCGGGCGAACUUCAAGAAGAAUAAAACUUGUGAUUGGUGCAAACAUGUGAGGCAUACUGUGUCCUACGUUGAUUUUCAGGAUGGAGCUUCCCAACUGCAGUUCUGUUCGGAUAAAUGUCUAAAUCAGUAUAAGAUGCAUAUAUUCUGUCGUGAAACCAGGGCGCAUUUAGAAAUGAACCCGCAUUUGCUUAACGACGACACCUCUUCGGGUCUGAUCACUCCGGACCUCUGGAUGCGUAAUUGUCGUUCACCUGGUUCAAGAACUUCCUCACCGCAACCUGUUAUGCAUGUGGAUGAACCCCAAACAAGCCCUUUACCUUUGAUCACUGUUGCUCAUCCUUCAAAGUUAUUGGUCCCUGAGAAGACACCUCCACCUUUGAAACGCAAACGUACCAAAAAACGUGCUGGUCUACCCCCAAAUAAAACCAGUGAUGUCGCGCAGGAUUUACGUGUGCGUCGACAUCACACCUUCACUGAAACAAACACAAACCGAGAUUUUCCUGAAUUGGCCGCUAGACUCUGCGCAAAUGGUCCUGAACCACGUGAGCAGACCAUACCAGUUAAUAUCACAACAGUCCCACCUCCUCCUCCGCCAUUUCCACAUCAAAGACCAUUUUUACCUGCUAUGGGAGUACCACGUGCAGGGAUAUUACCUCCUGUUACUGUAAUGGUACCCUAUCCAGUUCUACUUCCGGUUCCGGUACCCAUACCAAUUCCAUUGCCGUUCAGCGCAUUCCUACAAGCAGCCAAUCUACGAAAUACUCCUCUGACACAAAAUGGCGCUCCACCAAGCGUUGAAGAAAGUGUCAAACACAGCGACGAUGAAGAAAUCGUCGUUGAUGAUGAUUCCAGACUGAAUACACAAUCUACAAGUGGUGAUCCAGUGGACACACCGCAAAACUCACCGCUGCGUUUACGAAAACGUAAAUCCAGCGAGAAUCCAAGCUACAAACAUAAGAAAUCCUUGUCGGUGUAGAUAGUACAUUUCCAUGUGUGUUUAUUUAUUGAUGUAUGGUGCUGGUAUUUGAUUUGUAUUUUAAUAAAACUAACAAUACAUGAA
Molecule: messenger RNA, 2492 nt
Organism: Dalotia coriaria
Lineage: Eukaryota; Metazoa; Arthropoda; Insecta; Coleoptera; Staphylinidae
Product: sine oculis-binding protein homolog
Exons: 4
Coding region: 1161-2408 (415 amino acids)
Biological process (GO): animal organ development
Cellular component (GO): nucleus
Source: RefSeq, a predicted model, not a curated record